GAAUGAAUUUAUUACGUGGUGAAAACCAAUAUUUAGAUUUUUAAUAUCUGUCCAUAUCUUUAUAGUAUAAUUUACAUUUACUUACCUUAUAUUGUUAAGUUGUUACGGCCCACCAAGUAAAAUUAUUUAGUUAUUGUGCAUUUAAAUACGGUGAUUCAUUAAUAUCUGUCUUAAUUUCAAAAUGUGAGAUGGAUUUCUAUUUGUAGGAAUAAUAAACAAAAUGACAUCGGGGCCGUACAAUUACUCAUACAUUUUUAAAUAUAUCAUUAUUGGGGACAUGGGAGUUGGAAAAUCAUGUUUAUUACAUCAAUUCACAGAAAAAAAGUUUAUGGCAGACUGUCCUCAUACAAUUGGUGUGGAAUUUGGCACUAGAAUAAUCGAAGUUGCUGGUCAAAAAAUUAAGCUUCAAAUUUGGGACACAGCAGGGCAGGAAAGGUUCAGAGCAGUGACACGUUCAUACUAUAGAGGUGCUGCUGGUGCACUUAUGGUUUAUGACAUUACAAGAAGAUCCACAUAUAAUCAUUUAAGUAGUUGGCUCACAGACACACGUAACUUGACAAACCCAAGCACUGUGAUAUUCCUUAUUGGAAAUAAGUCUGAUCUCGAUGGUCAGAGAGAUGUUACAUAUGAAGAAGCAAAACAGUUUGCAGAUGAAAAUGGUCUUAUGUUUGUAGAAGCUAGCGCUAAAACAGGUCAAAAUGUAGAAGAAGCAUUUCUGGAGACGGCAAAGAAAAUUUAUCAAAGUAUUCAGGAUGGACGGCUGGACCUGAACGCGGCGGAAUCCGGCGUGCAGCACAAGCCCGCCGCGCCCGGCCGCCCGCUCGCCGCGCCGCCCGCGCACCGCGACCACUGCGCCUGCUAGCCACACCCCACACCCCGCACCUCACUCUUUAUACUAAAUGCUCUAUUUACUCUCCAUCACUGUCUUUCUGACAUGUUUUGUUUCUAAAAUUGAUAAUAAUAACUAUUAAUAUAUUUUUAAAGUGUAAUUAUACAUAUAUAUUGAGCAACUAAAUAUUUAAACCUAUUUUACUUUUUGUAUUGUACAUUCCACAUAACCAUAAUUUAAAACAUUUUCUUUUAUAAAAAAACGCGUUUUUGUCGAUGCGCGUGACUUAAACUCCUAGGAAAUAGUGAAACGACCUCGCUAUAACAAUGAUCUCGUCAGUCUGGAAAAUUCUUUCGUUACAAAAUGUAUAAAUACACACGCAUGUACGAAACUAUGUCGAUAUUUUGUAAAAUCGUAUUUACAUUUCUACAAUUAAAUGAACCUAGAUAAUCUGCUUACAUUAGCUAUUAUCCAUUAAAAUCCUGUUAAAAUCGGUCAGCCCUUUCUUACCCGGAACAAACGCGGUGUUGUAGUCAAACAAAAAUUGUUUUUUCUUUAUUAAUAACAUAUAUACAUCAUGUUAAUGAAUGUAAAAAAUAUUUAACGGUUUUUUUGACUAUUCAUUCUUUACAACGUUGAAUAUAAAAAUGUGUAUAUUUUUGUAUUCUGAAAAUUAUUACGUUUCAUGUGAGUUUAAUGCGUACGUAUCGACUAUUGGUAAAUUUUUGACCGACUUCCCAAAAGAAGGAGGUAUUCAAUUCGACGGUAUGUUUUUUUUUUUUAUAAAAGUGGUCACUCCUUAAUCAAUCUUAAUACAAUUUAUUGGAUUCUAAAUAUAUUUUUGUGUCCUUAACAUCAUGAGUAUCUUUCAAUUAAUGUAAUGUUAUUUGUUACACCUAAAAUUAGUUAUAUAAUUAAAAGUGGUUUAGCUUAUAUAUAGCACUUGUUUUUUAAAUAUUGUUACUUUCGAUUAUUCCAUAAUUUGAAAGAAGUUAAGGUUAACAAAGAAACAGGUAUUUUAAGAUUUUAGAGAAUACGAUAUAGGAAUAACUUUCUCCUUAAUGUACUGCUAUAACUGUUGUAUUACUACAUUUAAUUAAAAGUUUCGUAUGCACUUAUAUUUUGUUCCAUUAUAAUAAGAUCUGUUAUUUUCUCACGCCUGUUACGUCAAAACGUUUUGAUAUAAAGUACAAAAGUAUUUGAGUAACAUGCCGGUAGAAAUUGGUAAAUCUGGCUUUCCUCUCGUAGAGCUAAAUUCGGGAUCAUUAAAAUAUUUUUAUAGUAACAUCAAGCAGUUUCUAUACCAUUCUUAUUUUGGGUCUUGAAAGUAAUUGUAGUUGUUAAAGAGUUAAGAUAUAAAUAAAAUUAGCGUUAGAAUGAAACUGCAUUAUACUAUAAAAGUUGUUUCGAAUAAAACUUAUUAGAAAUGUGAAUUUGAUGUAAAAUUAUUGAAUACCAAAGUGGUUCGUCCCAUUCAAUAGUUUCACUAGUUAAGUAUCGGGCUUGGUUUGUGUGUCAGGUGGACAUUAGUUAAAAUGCAUAUACAUGUAAUCUUAAAUAUCAUUAUUUGUCUGAUGCUAACUUAUUCAUUUUGAUUUGAAUUUAUUUAUUAAUCGUAUAUUAGCGUUAUAUGAGAAAAUAUAUAAAUAAACAAUGACCUAUCGUUA
This is a messenger RNA of Papilio polytes (common Mormon), 2496 nucleotides long. RefSeq names its product ras-related protein Rab-14 (gene Rab14). Gene Ontology annotation, molecular function: GTPase activity; GTP binding. The record is from RefSeq and is a predicted model, not a curated record. The transcript has 5 exons. Gene Ontology annotation, cellular component: Golgi apparatus; recycling endosome; phagocytic vesicle. Gene Ontology annotation, biological process: endocytic recycling; Golgi to endosome transport; defense response to bacterium. Bases 221 to 862 code for a protein of 213 amino acids. Lineage: Eukaryota; Metazoa; Arthropoda; Insecta; Lepidoptera; Papilionidae.